Messenger RNA from Phalaenopsis equestris, 653 nucleotides. RefSeq lists its product as uncharacterized. Gene Ontology annotation, biological process: regulation of abscisic acid-activated signaling pathway; negative regulation of photomorphogenesis. NCBI's taxonomy places the organism in Eukaryota, Viridiplantae, Streptophyta, Magnoliopsida, Asparagales, Orchidaceae. The coding region runs from base 123 to 653 and encodes 176 amino acids. The record is from RefSeq and is a predicted model, not a curated record. The transcript has 3 exons.
UUUGCAAAAUUCAAAUUUAGAGGAUUACUAAAUCCAAUCAGGGUUAAAUCCUUCUCAAGUCAAACAACCCAAUUGCUUGGAUAAAGUUGACAGCCCCCACCCCUAGUUCUAGUUUCUCUUCCAUGGCUUCCUCCAGUUCAUCUUUCUUUCUGUCCCCUUCGAGGGUCCGAUCGCAAAACCCUAAACCCCUUAAAGAGCACCAUCUUCUCCUCUCUUUCCUUCCAAUACCAAACCCUUCUCGAUUCCCAUUGUCUCGUCGAGCUUCCAGAGGAUACCCUAACUACUCCAAGGAAGCAGUGGCAGUUGUGCCGGACCCUCGCGCUUGGGUAGGCGAUUUCGGCGCUGCGGACCUCGGUGGUGAGCUUGACGAAGACGAUGAUGAAGAGGAGGAAGAGGAUGACAGGAGCUUGGACCUUUUCGCCCGAUUGUUGCAGAACAUGUUCCGGAAAAUCUCCCGGCGAGCUCGAAGGACUGUUCGAUCAGUCUUACCCCCUUCAAUUUCCACCAAAUUGGUGCGAUUUACAGUGAAUGGGGUGUUGAUGUUAGCGUUCUUAUGGCUUCUAAAGGCGUUUCUAGAGGUAAUUCUGCAUAUUUUUAUCGUGGAACUCUUCGUAGCGCUGUUGGAGAACUUACUUUUUAGCUUAAUUGUUUGA